UGGUUGCCGAUGAUGGUAACGAUUUAGCAUAACUGCUGCAACUGCUGUGUAUUAUUGGGCAUCAUUUUUAAAAUCAUCCCAAGCAAAUUUGCGCCCGCACACCGAACUGAAGCGCGAAAAUCCAAAGAAAAAAUCAACCGUUACUUUCAAUCAGUGAGAACACAGUGAGAGUGUUUUGUGUGUUCGAUUGUGACGGCCGUUUAAGUCCAUCCAAAAGAAAAUUAUUCCGAGCUUUUUGUUUCAAUAACAACAACAACACAAAAACAAGAACAAGAACAAGAACAAAGAAAAAGUAAAGUAGAAAACAAUAGUAGCAAAAUCGUGAUAACAGCGUAGUGCUUUUCGAAUUUUCCUCACUUUUCCGCACGAUUGUCAUUGCAUCACGGCACACAAAUAACAAAACAUUCACGCUGUAAUUGUCUUGGACGCAAACAAUAAAAUUUAUUGUUUCGAGCGAAAAAAAGGAGAUAAUUUUGUCGCUGUGUUACAACAAAAGAGAAGGAGUAGAAGCAAAGAUCUAUCUUUGAAAAAAAAUACUUGGCAAGAUAUCAGGUACAAGAGUGGCAGCAAUACGAUCGAUUCGAUCGUUUUUAUCAACAAUUCCCGCUGUUUUGUGCGUAUGAACUAAUGAACUAAAGUUUGAUUCAAAAUCAGAGAAAAAACUGUGUCAACAAAAUCAAUCAAUCAACAACAAAAGCGAUCAAGUUUUUAAACAUUGAGUCCGUCAUUCAAUUGAAUUUUCACGGUUUUAUUCCAUUUUUGCCAUGCAAUUUACUAACUGUUAAUAUCUAACAAAUAUUUUCACAUUAAAUAUAAAUUAUACUAAAUAAGUAAGUUCAACAUUUUUACAACAUUUGCACAACAGGGCACUUGCCAAAUCAAAUAUCCCAUACCACCAGAAAUUUGUAACAUCACAAAGGCGAAAUAAAGCGACGAAGGAGAAAAAAGCCAGUUGGUUAUUGUCAAAGUGUAAAAUCUAAAUUCAGUGCCAUGUGCCAGGAGAAAAAUAAAAUGUGUUGAACAGUUGAACGUGUAAGUGCUGAAAAUUGUGUGUGUUUAUCGAAAGAGAGGUAGAGAAAAAAGAGAAUAAAAUGCAAAAACUGAAAAUAGCUUAUGGGCGGAAAAGGUGCAUUCAAUAGAGUCGUUAAGCAGGAUCACCAGUUAUUUAUUUCGUGCAGUUCGAUAACGCUAUUCGGUGAGAGAGAGAAAAAAAGGAUAAACUCCUGAAAGAACAAUAAAAGUCAAAAACACCCGAAAAAAGCCGAGAUAGAGAGAGCGAGAACAGAACAGAAAGCACAACAAUACACACGUCAGUAUCUAGGAGCAAGAGAAAGAGAGCGAUUAAAUAAAAACCGUCAAAUAGCGACGAUCAAAAAGACCGAAACUCUAUGGGAAAACAGUUAAUGUAAUCUCUUGUGGAAAAUAAAAUUUAAUGAACUGAAUAUUUUUGUGCUGAGUGAAUUUGAUAUCGAAAGAGACAAAAACGAAUCGGAAUCCAAGGCAGGGUAAUACCCGAGCAGUACACACACAACAAAAAACAAUUCAAAACAAAAACCGAGAACAAAGAGAAAAAAAAAAAAAUAACGAAAACACGAACAACGACAACAAUAAAACCAAAAACAAAACAUGAACAGGCAAAAAUGGAUUUUGAUUGAAUUAUUAAAGGUUUGUUAAAUUUCGCAGCAGCCAAAAGCAGUGGCGAACGGUAACAGUAGCACUCAAUUCAAUAAUAAACAAAACACAUUUAUACGAACUGCGAGAGCGAGAUUUGUGUCUCUCUUAAAACGCAACGCAACACAACAUACACAUACAAUCCGGAGGACCAUUUUGACGGAGUAAUCCAGUAUAUCUGUUUCAAUAAUUUUAAUCGCUUAUUGAACACAUAGACGACACACAAAUACAGACACAAGCAAUUGGCAUUUGUGUGUUCAGGAGGCAUCCAUUGGCCGUGUGCCGUCUCUCUCUUCAUUACACCCAGCGCAGCGCUCUGCAAAUGAGUGAAUAUCUUGAAUAGGGCGAAAACCUGAUGAUGCUAAUAUAGUUCAGCUGUUUUUUCUCCUUCAAAUGAACACUUUUUAAUACCAACGAACUGUGAAAGGACACAUAGACGAAGUGCGACUACAAAACAGUACGAUUAAAAAAAACGGCAUCAAACAAACGGCACAAAGAGCAGAAGAAAAACAACAACUACGCCGAGCCAACGAAAAAAAUAUACAGCGAUAUAAUUCAAUUGAAUAGAAUCUAGACGCUCAAAAACCAACACAAAAACUGAUACGAAAAUAUUUGGCUGCCGCAAGCAAGCAAAGGAGAGAGUGAAGAAAGAAAAAAACGCAAAGCACCCAGUAAAAACACGAAAGAAAAAAAAACGAAACGAAACGCGCGUCGCAUUGACUAGCGAGUCUAGUUUUUAUUUUUAUUUGAACGAACAAAAGAUUAGUUCGCCAAAAGAUUAGAGCCGUGUACAGCUGCUUAAGCAUGACGAGAAAAAAGCGAGGAUUCUGCAACUGGUUUAAUUUGGUAGCUGCAAUAUGGAUAAUCAUCUCCGAAAUAUUUCUACACGCCUUUUGUCUGAAAGAUCUGAAGAUUUUCGUACCGGAGGCGGUUAUAACGGGAAAUGCAGCAACGCUAUCAUGCCAAUACGAAUUGGAACAAGCACCACUGUACUCGGUUCGAUGGUAUUUUGAGAGUGAGGAAUUCUAUCGCUACGUUCCUAAAGAAUCGCCGCCAUCAAUAGUGUUUCCCGUAUCCGGAAUCACGGUCGAUAAGGGAUCGUCUGACUCAACUUCCGUUACACUGCGCAGCAUAACUCGAGAGUUGUCUGGCAAAUUCAAGUGCGAAGUAUCAGAGGAUGCACCGAUGUUCCAUACCGAAAUUCGUGAGGCACACAUGCAAGUGGUGGAAUUACCAAAGGAAGAGCCAAGCUUACAAAUCGAUAAGAAAAUCAUCGGGAUCAACGACAGCUUCAAGGCAGUUUGUACUGUGGGCAAAAGCUAUCCAGCUGCAAACAUAACAUGGUACAUAAACACGAAAAAGGUCUAUAAGAAUCCGUAUCAGCGUGUUGUUUAUCGUACGUACGAAGGUUCACCAACAUUUUCAUCGCUCGAAGUGCAGUCAUCGAGUCCAAUCAUACAAGAUAUACUUCAGGCAGCGCCCAAAUUUAAUCCAAGCAUAAAAGUUAUGUGCGAAGUGUCCAUUUUGCAUGUAUAUCAUAAAAAUGUUGAAGCUAAAUUGGGAACGAUAAAUCCAUCACUGACAACCGUCACACCAAAUUUAUUGGGCUUGGAAAAAGCGUCCAUUGGCGAUCCAGAUAAUUCACCAUUAACGGGCGGCGGUGGCAGUCACCAUCAUCAUAACCACAACCAAUACCAGCCACGCGUCUAUCAUGUGAUUCUCUUGAUAAUUUGCUGUUAUUAUUUUUGUUAUGAUUCAAUUCUGUGACGUUUUUGUACAUAAAUUUGGGUAAUAGCGAUGAGCAACGGACUUAAACAGCGAACAGAAGAAGAGAAUAAAAGCAAAAACCAGAAAAAAAAUAAAUGUGAAGCGCACCAUUACACAAGUGACGGCGCAUUUAAACCAGAACAAAAAAAAAAAAAGCAAGUAAGCAAGUGAACACGGAGAAUAAAUGGUGACGAGAUGAAAUAGAAUCAAAGAGAAAAUCAAAACUGUCACACAAUAUUAUUAGCCAUUUGGAAACACUCAACAUUGCAUUUUUAGGCACAUUAGUAAGUAUGAUUGCGGGUCAAAGCCCAUACCAGAAUAUUACCAACCAACCAGAAAAAAAAACGCAGAAAAUAUAUAUACAUACAUAUAAAUAUAUAUAUAAACUGUCAUCCAAAAAGCAUAAAUUGAAGCAUUUCGCCGCGAAUUGCGACGACAACGACACUCACACCCCGAAAAAAAAAAAACGAAAACACACACAUAAAACAACUGUUAGCUAAUAACUGCUCAGAAGCGAAAAUAAAGAAUAAUGUGAACGCGUAUACAAAUGCAGCAGGAAUGGAAAUAUUAAUAUAAUACUAAACGAAGAUUAAUAUGUACGUACUAUAAGCAUAAGCAACUUACACACAAAUAAAAUGAAAAAAAGAAGUAAAUGAUGAAAUUAUUAUGUUAUACUAAAGAAAAAAAAAUUAAAAAAAUACAAUAAUAAUAUAAUAAAGGUGCGUGUGGCUGCCCCAAAACCAUCCAGAAUGGGAUGGUGCAGCCACAUGCACCUGAGUAAUAAUUAUAAAAAAAUACAUAACAAAUAAUGGACAGCAAAAACGAAGCCAUAGAUUAAUGAGAGCGAAUUAUAGAGAAAUUUUGAGGGAAAAAAAAACAACAUGGUAUACUACACCGUGUGUACGGAAAGUGACCGAAGAGCAUAAGAUUAUAUAUAAUACAUACUUAUAAAUAUAAGUCUAAGAUGAGCAAACAUAGCAAAACACAGAGACCGUCAACAACAACAACAACAACCAAAUAUAUAGCAAAAAGCCAAAAGCAAACGCUACGGAGAGACAAAGGAAAUAACAAACAAAUAAAAAUAAAUAAAUGUAUAGAGACGGAACGAGAGUGUGUGUACGAUACCAAGGAAUAUAAAUAAAAAAAUGUUUUGCUGGCAUUAUUCUAUUAUUUGA
Molecule: messenger RNA, 4613 nt
Organism: Sitodiplosis mosellana (orange wheat blossom midge)
Lineage: Eukaryota; Metazoa; Arthropoda; Insecta; Diptera; Cecidomyiidae
Gene: beat-VI
Exons: 7
Coding region: 2476-3438 (320 amino acids)
Source: RefSeq, a predicted model, not a curated record